Messenger RNA from Exophiala viscosa, 1291 nucleotides. Its product is annotated as Glyoxalase/Bleomycin resistance protein/Dihydroxybiphenyl dioxygenase. Lineage: Eukaryota; Fungi; Ascomycota; Eurotiomycetes; Chaetothyriales; Herpotrichiellaceae. The record is from RefSeq and is a predicted model, not a curated record. Bases 227 to 1195 code for a protein of 322 amino acids. The transcript has 2 exons.
AGACGGUGUUCACCCCAAAAAGGUAAUUGCCGUGGUGAGGUGUGCAACGUGCCGUUCUCGGCAUCGGCGCAGUUUGAACCCUGCAUGGGAUGCCGUCGAACGACCAUUGCAUCCUGAAAGUAUUUAUUGACACGCUCAUUGAACGUGGCGGGGACCUCUCUUGUUGGUUACCUUGGCACAAGUUCUCACAAUCAGCGACUUCUAGACCAGUAUCGCCAUCGUCAACAUGCCAAUUGCAGUUGAUGACCCUAGAGUCCGCCUGCUGAAAACGGCGUUCGUGACAUAUUAUCACAAUGACCUGAACAAAGCCACAAAAUUUCUGCUAGAUUUCGGAUUUGAAAUAGCUGAACAGAGGGACGAUGUGAUCUUCUGCAAGGGUUACGGACCAGAUCCAUACUGUUACGUCGCGAGACGCGCGGAAGGUGGUCACCCAAGGUUUGGCGGUGCAGCCUAUCUCGUUGAGUCUGAAGAAGACCUUAAAAAGGCCAGUCGGAUACCUGGAGCGUCGACCAUCAGCAAGCUAGACGCACCAGGCGGCGGCGUCAGCAUCACCUUGACAGAUCCAGUGGGACACCAAGUACAUCUUGUCCAUGGAAUCAAGGAGAAGGAGCCAGAGUCGAAAGACCUGCAGAAGCUGGUAGUCAACUAUGAAGAUGAAAAGCCACGAAUUGGCCACUUUCAGAGAUUCACGCCGGGUCCAGCUCCAGUCCACAAAUGGGGACAUUACGGCGUGAGCUACCCUCCAGGAACAUACCGGAAAAUGGUUGACUGGUACACAUCGAAUCUGACGCUCGCAUUCUCGGAUAAGGUGACGAUUGGAGGCGAGGAAGCAGUGUCGUUCUUCCACAUUGAUCGAGGAACAGAUUAUGUUGACCACCAUAGCUUCUACAUCAAGCCCGCAAAAGAAGAUGAGAAGCCGGAUGUGGCACAUAGCGCAUUCGAAGUUCAUGAUUUCGAUGUUCAGCAACUGUCACAUAAUUAUCUCGAGUCCAAAGGGUACGAGCUGUCUUGGGGCGUCGGGAGGCAUGUGCUUGGUAGCCAGAUUUUUGACUAUUGGUAUGAUGAGUCUGGUUUCGAAGUCGAGCAUUAUGCCGAUGGAGACUUGGUGAACUGCGAGACCCCAGUCACGGUGCAGGAGAAUGGACCCAAUACCAUGUAUGUCUGGGGUCCUCCUAGGCCUGCAACAAGGGUGUGAUUUUCAGCUGAAGUCCUGAUACUCGGCUACCUGGGUUACUGUGCAGUGGUAAUCAAGACGCCCGUACGGAAGGAAGCUGGCAGAGGCGUCGACUGU